AUGGAGAGAAAAUCAACUGAAGGCUUUCGAAUGUGUUUUUUGUGCGCUUGUAUGCUACUGUUUAUCUUGGGAGCCUCUGCUGCAGCAGACAAUAUUACUCCAAACCAAUCUAUCCGAGACGGUGAAACUCUAGUUUCAGGUGAUGGAAGCUUCGAAUUGGGAUUUUUCAGUCCACGUAAUUCAACAAAGCGUUACCUAGGAAUAUGGUACAAAGUUUCUCCGGAGACAGUAGUUUGGGUAGCCAACCGAGAGGCUCCUCUUACCAAUCAUUUUGGAGUUUUAAAUGUCACUGAACAGGGUACUGUUAUCAUCCUGGAUAAAAAACCUAGCAUUAUUUGGUCAUCCAGUGGAAUAAGAACUGCUGAAAACCCAGUUGUGCAGCUCUUGAACUCGGGAAAUCUUGUUGUAAAAGAUGGAAACGAUAGUAGCUCAGAAAACUUCGUAUGGCAAAGUUUUGACUAUCCUUGUGACACCUUACUGCCUGCAAUGAAGCUUGGAAAAAAUUUUGUUACUGGCAGGAACUGGUCUCUAACGUCAUGGAAGAGCCCAAAUGAUCCUGCUCGAGGCCAGUUUUCGGCGUCGAUAGAUCCUCAGGGGUUUCCUCAGCUAGUCGUUAGAAACGGAAGUGUAAUACUUUAUAGAGGAGGGUCAUGGAAUGGAAAACGUUUCACAGGGACUCCUGAGUUGGAACAGGUUGAAUCUUCUAAUUUGUUCAAGUAUGAAUUUGAAUUGAAUAAGAAUGAGGUGUACUACAAAGGUGAGCCCUCUGGUUCACUGACUUCAAGGUUAGUUGUGAAUCAAUCAGGCUUUCUGGAGCGCUUUGUAGGACCAAACUUACGGCAUGCCAUCUAUUUUGCUCCUCGUGAUGAAUGUGACUAUUAUGCAGUAUGUGGUGUAUAUGCUAUCUGCGUCACCGGUAACUCCCCAUCAUGUGCUUGCUUGGAUGGUUUUGAACCAAAGUCCCCUAUGGAUUGGAACAAUUUAAAAUGGUCUGGUGGGUGCGUUCGAAGGACUCCAUUUGAUUGCAGAAGUUCUGUGUUUACAAGGCACCCUGGGAUGAAAUUGCCAGACACAUCACAUUCUUUUUUGAACAAAAGCAUGAGUCUUACAGAAUGCCAAGAAGAGUGCUUAAGGAACUGCUCUUGCAUGGGGUAUGCAAAUUCAGAUAUCCAACGAGGAGGGAGUGGAUGCUUGCUUUGGUUUGACAACCUUAAUGAUAUGAGAGUAUUCACCAGUGGAGGACAAGAUCUCUACAUACGGAUGGCCAAUUCAACAUCAGCUCCUCUUGUUCAAAGCAAAAACUCGAGUAAGAAGAAGAAAGUGGCACUUAUUUUCAUCCCAGUAAUAUUAAUAGGAGUGAUUUUGGGAGGAUUGAUCUUCUGGAUGAUGUGGAAGAAACUCAGAAAGCAAGAACACAAUAGGAGAAACAGUUACAACAUUGAAGGUGGAAAGGACGGCAUGGAGUUACCAAUAUUUGAUUUAAACACUAUAGUGAAAGCCACAGAUAACUUUUCAAACAACAAUAAGCUAGGACAAGGAGGUUUUGGACCUGUUUACAAGGGUACAUUGCCAGACGGGCAAGAGAUAGCAGUAAAGAGACUUUCUAAAAGUUCUGGGCAAGGAUUGGAAGAGUUCAAAAAUGAAGUUGGAUUGAUUGCAAAGCUUCAGCACCGGAAUCUAGUGAGACUUCUUGGCUUUAGCAUUGAAGGAGAUGAAAAGAUGUUGAUCUAUGAGUACAUGCCCAACAAAAGCUUGGACUACUUUAUUUUUGAUCAAACAAAAAGCAAAGUACUAGAUUGGAAAAGGCGGAUGCAUAUCAUUGGUGGAAUUGCUCGAGGACUUCUUUAUCUCCAUCAAGACUCUAGACUAAGGAUUAUACAUAGAGAUCUCAAAGCCAGCAAUGUCUUACUAGACAAUGAUAUGAACCCCAAGAUUUCAGACUUUGGCAUGGCAAGAACAGUUUGGGGUGAUCAAACUGAGGCAAACACAAAUAAAGUUGUUGGAACUUAUGGUUAUAUGCCUCCUGAAUAUGCUGUAGAUGGACUCUUCUCAAUAAAAUCUGAUGUCUUUAGCUUCGGUGUGUUAGUAGUUGAGAUUAUAAGUGGGAAGAAGAACAGAGGAUUCUUCCACCCAGAUCACAGCCAUAAUCUUCUUGGACAUGCAUGGAAACUGUGGACGGAAGAGAGGCCGUUGCAGUUGAUUGACAGCACCUUGGGUGAUUGUUUUGUGGUGUCUGAAGUUCUGCGAUGUGUUCAUGUGGCUCUGCUAUGUGCCCAAACACGACCAGAGAAUAGGCCAAAUAUGUCAUCCGUAGUUCUAAUGUUAGGUAGUGAGAAUCCAUUACCUGCACCAAAACAGCCUGGUUUUUUCACUGAAAGGAAUCUGCCUGAAUCAGAAUCUUACUCAUCAAGCCAUCACGAAUCAGCUUCAGUAAAUGAAGUUACCAUCUCAGAGGUAGAGGCACGAUAGAAGAUGGAUCCUUGACAAAAGGAAUGAAGCAUUGCAUGGUUUCCAUGGAUAAGAAGACAUGAAUAGCCUACAAACUUCUGGGGUAAAAUAUUGUCCCUGUCUGUUGCCUAUCUAAAGAGCUAUAGUGAUUUUAAUUAAGCAGGUUUGUAGAUAUAUAACUACACUCACCAGACAAUGGGCUGAAGAUAUGCAAUUUUCUUGGC
Messenger RNA from Theobroma umbraticum, 2672 nucleotides. RefSeq names its product G-type lectin S-receptor-like serine/threonine-protein kinase SD1-1. NCBI's taxonomy places the organism in Eukaryota, Viridiplantae, Streptophyta, Magnoliopsida, Malvales, Malvaceae. The record is from RefSeq and is a predicted model, not a curated record. Gene Ontology annotation, cellular component: plasma membrane. Gene Ontology annotation, biological process: protein phosphorylation; recognition of pollen. Gene Ontology annotation, molecular function: protein serine/threonine kinase activity; ATP binding.